This is a messenger RNA of Meleagris gallopavo (turkey), 2958 nucleotides long. RefSeq names its product paralemmin (gene PALM). Gene Ontology annotation, cellular component: plasma membrane. The record is from RefSeq and is a predicted model, not a curated record. NCBI's taxonomy places the organism in Eukaryota, Metazoa, Chordata, Aves, Galliformes, Phasianidae. Gene Ontology annotation, biological process: regulation of cell shape.
CUGCCCUGGGAUCGGCGGAGCUGAGACCUGAACGCACCGGGCAGAAAAACAUGAAUCUAUUUGCAGGAGCUCACGAGACCUGGGCUGUGGAGGCCAACACGCUGCAGCAGGAGAGGCUGCAGGCCAUCGCGGAGAAGCGAAAACGUCAGACAGAGAUUGAGAACAAAAGGAGGCAGCUGGAGGAUGACCGGCGGCAGCUGCAGCAUCUCAAGUCCAAGGCUCUGCGGGAGAGAUGGCUGCUGGAGGGAGCCCCGUCCUCUGCCUCUGAGGAGGAUGAGGCGAUGAAGAAGCAGAUGCAGGAGGAUGAGGUGAAGACCAAGGAGCUGGAGGAAACCAUCCAGAGGCUGGAGAGGGAGUUGGAGUCACUGGAGAACAGCAGCUCUGCUACGUCCACCAAGGAGAACCUGGCUGAGGUGGUGGCACCAGCAAAGGAGGAGAAGGCAGAGAACAUCCCCAGUGUGCAGAAGAGUCCCCUGGGCACAGCCAUAGCUGAGAAGAAGGUCUCCAGCAGCCCCAUGAAGGCGGUGCAGGGCACUGAUAUGAUGAAAGCAGCCAUGUACUCAGUGGAGAUCACGGUGGAGAAGGACAGAGUGACUGGGGAGACCAAGGUCCUGUCCAGCACCACGCUUCUCCCCCAGAACCACUGUGUGCAAGGGAUCAAAGUAUACGAGGAUGAGCUAAAAGUGGUGCACGCGGUGAGUGCCGAGGAUGGAGCUCUGCAGAACGGGGCGCAGCCGCUCAGCUCCUCCGAGGUGGAUGAACUCCUGCACAAGGCGGAUGAGGUGACCCUGGGUGAGGCCACAGCGAGCGGGGAGGCUCCAGGCAGUGCCACAUCCAGCCAGAAGGCAACGCCACGGAGGGAGAUCACGGGGCUGCAGGCGAAGCCGAGGGAAAACUCCACAGAGGGCGCGGAGCCGAGCCGGGAGCAGCCGGUCACCAUGAUCUUCAUGGGCUACCAGAACGUGGAGGAUGAGAACGAGACCAAGAAAGUGCUGGGGUUGGAGGGUACCAUCAAAGCCGAGCUGGUGGUGAUCGAGGACGCCGAGAGCAAGCCGGAGCCGGCGAGCAAGGACCACGCACCGCCCAACGGCACCGCGCUGGAGCCGGCGGCCGCCCCGCUGCAGGGGGACGAAGUGCCAAGCGGGCAGAAACCGGGCACCAACACCAUGGAAGCCAAGGAGGCUGAGCCAGACAUGGACGCGAAGAAGCAGCGCUGCAAAUGCUGCACGGUGAUGUGAGCCCCCCGCCGAGCCCCCCCAGCCCGCUCCCCGCAGGACACAGGGUUAUUGACCGGACACGGCGCCCUUCUUGUUUUUCAUAAGAACUGGGGAAAUCCAACGCGGUGUUUGGAAAGCGUUCACCAAACGGCAGCGCAUCGAGGCCACGGCUCCGCCCCGCCUGCCCGACACCCACUCCAUGCACACCCCUCCAGUGCUGCGUGUGAUAUUUAUUAGAGACCCCCCCCUCCCCUUCCCCACAACCUGCCGCCCUUCCCCACAGCCCUGCCCACCCUGGCGCUCUCCUGCUGGGACGCCUGGGAGCCUUCCCUCCUUCCUCCAACUAUUUCCCAUCCACCAUCGGAAGACGGCGGCAGCCAGGAGGGCCCGUGCCCACCCAGCCCUGCGUGGCAGCUCUCAUCACUUCUGGCACUCAUUUCUUCAGCCCAGCUCCAUGCCGUUGUCUGCGCUGUGACGCUGGGCCAAGGACCGGGCACGGCUCCCCCGGCGCUGGCACCAGCCUGGACCCAGCUGUGCUCUCCUGAAGAUCCCUGCCCCCAUCACACAGACACCACCAGGUACCGAUGUCACCGCCGCCGCUGCUCCACGGCCGUUCCUCCAUCCUGGUGUUGGAUGCUCAGCUGUGUCUGGUUGCCCACUGCCCACCCAGGGGCGCGGGGUUGGCAGCGAGAGGUGGGGCAGCUGCAGAUCCCAGCCCAUAGGGAUGGGAUGGAAGCUGGAAUCUGCCUGCAGUGCUCGGCAGCAGUGGGACGUGGCUCAGCACCGUGUGCCCUCUUGCCAUGGCUGAAGCUGCCCUGGCAGCUUUGCAGAGUUCAUUUUUCCAGCACCUCUGUCAGAUCCUCAGCCCAGCUCGCUCUGGGCUUUUUGUGGUGCCCCCAGGUGCUGUCUCUGUGCCGGUGGUGCAGUGAAGGAUGGGGUCACAGCUCUGUGGCAACCGCUCUGCUCCCUGCCCUGCGCCCCAGCCGCCAGCGGGGAUCUCACUACCAGCACCAGCGUUUCCUCCCCACUGUGACCUGCUGGGGCAGGAGGAAGGGUGGGGGGCCUCUGUGGGUGCUGAGCCCCGUCCAACCCGUGGGUGCUCCCCAGGACAGCCCCACUACCGGCCCUAGGAUGAGAUGCUUGCUGCAUCCCAUGCUCCACCAGCUAUUGACGGGCACAAGGCUGUGCUAUGAGCUGUCUCCACAUCCCUGAGUUCUGGCCAAAAGCCUCCAGGAGAGGUGGAACCCCAAGGGCUCAAGAGCAGAGCCUCUGCUGCCUGCUGUGGGAGCCACCAGCAGGGACACAGCCCUGCAGUUCCAGCACUUAGGCAUGGGGUGCUGGGGAGAUCUGCCCCACUCAUCCCUGGGGAUCCAGGCCCCCAGCGGGGCUGCAUGUCACCUCCUUCCACCCCCUCCCUGGGUGCUGACCCCAACUUAGGGCCCCCUCCCACCCUCAGCACCCACUGCUCCUCGGUCACCUUUGGGCCCAGCACUGACUCCAGGCAGGAGCAGAACUGGGCCCUGCAGGGCUGGGGCUGGGGGGCAGCAGCAGUGAGGACCUGGCCGUGCCCCAGCCCCAGCCUGCAGAGCCCCACACCAUCCCCCCCAGCUCAGCUGAAGUGCACUUCCUGCGCUCCCGUGCUUUUUACCUGUGAUGAAGCCGUUUGAAGUUUCCCUUCCCACCCCCACCCCCCCCUGUUGUUUGUAAGACACCUGAACCAAGCAAAUAAACUGUGUGAAUA